AUGUCUCUUCACAAUCAACCCAACAAGGAAAAGUCGACCAUCGUCAUUGUUGGCGGCGGUGCCGGAGGCCUUUCACUGCUCAAUAACCUCUCGACGACCAUCGAUCCAGAUAAACAAAGGGUCAUCCUUAUCGACGCUCGCCCUACAAUGAUUCACUUGCCCUCCACAUUGCGGCUCAUAGUCUCCAACGCAGACGACCUUUUGAAAAGAUCUAUCCAUCCUUACGGAGAUCACACCUUUCGCAAUAAGCUCACCGGAACCGGGAUAUUCAUCCAUGCUUCUGUGAAGGAAAUUGAUUUUGGGAAGCCUGGAGACGGUGGUAUUUUGACUCUAGAUAAUGGCGAGACUGUAGCCUACGAUGUUCUCGUACUUGCUACUGGAUCGACUUGGCCUCGUCCCAUCGCGUUUCCAACAGAAAACAUGAAGGAAAUUACGGAGCAUAUUCAAGCAAUGCGGGCAGAGUUUGACACUGCACAAGAUAUUCUGCUAGUUGGGGGAGGGUCGGUCGGUAUAGAACUUUCCGGUGAACUGCGAGACAUUUUCCCAUUGAAGCCCAUCACGAUCAUUCACCGUGAAAACCACCUCCUCAACGCGACCUAUCCAGACAAAUACCGAAUCGCCGUUCAAAAACAACUCGAAGGUCGUGGUAUAACCGUCCUCACUGGAGAUGCUAUUUCCGCCUCGGACGCGUCAAAAGUAUCAGGAAGUCAAAUUCCCAAAGACGGAUUUAUCACUGAACAGGGUAAAACACUCAAGGCCGAUCUGGUGAUCCCGACGUGGGGUACCCGCCCAAAUACUUCUUACCUUCCCUCAGACCUCCUCUCCUCCACUGGCCACGUCAAGAUUCUCCCAACAUUCCAACUGCCUGCUCAUCCCAAUGUCUUCGCCUUUGGCGACAUCAUGGACUGGAAAGAGCAGAAAACUGCGGCAAAUGCAAGCUUUUUCCAAGCUCCCAAAGUUGCCAAAAAUAUUCUCUUGUAUCUUCGAGAAACCGAGGGGAUCGCAAAGUACAAUGGAUCUUUCGUGAUGAUAAUGGUUACCAAUGGAAAGACCAGUGGAAUGGGUUACUUCAACAUUCUCUGGGGUAUUAUUGUCGGCGGAUGGAUCUCUUCGUUGAUGAAGUCGAAGGACCUUAUGGUUUCGCGUAUAUCAGGCAUGACUGGGUAUACGCCGGUGUAA
Lentinula edodes (shiitake mushroom) is the source of this 1179-nucleotide messenger RNA. RefSeq names its product FAD/NAD(P)-binding domain-containing protein. Gene Ontology annotation, molecular function: flavin adenine dinucleotide binding; electron-transferring-flavoprotein dehydrogenase activity. Bases 1 to 1179 code for a protein of 392 amino acids. The transcript has 6 exons. The record is from RefSeq and is a predicted model, not a curated record. Gene Ontology annotation, cellular component: cytoplasm. Lineage: Eukaryota; Fungi; Basidiomycota; Agaricomycetes; Agaricales; Omphalotaceae.